Molecule: messenger RNA, 1262 nt
Organism: Hyla sarda
Lineage: Eukaryota; Metazoa; Chordata; Amphibia; Anura; Hylidae
Gene: C6H3orf18
Product: chromosome 6 C3orf18 homolog
Exons: 6
Coding region: 250-651 (133 amino acids)
Source: RefSeq, a predicted model, not a curated record
GAGGAGAGUUGUGGCUGACAGGAGGCGGGGCUAAGCAUCCAGUCAAUGGAGGAGAGCUGGGCCCCUAGAUAAAAGAUUCUUAGGUUUAAUAUCGUCCCCAGACGCCCCUACAGGAGGGACCUCUCCCUGGGCCCUAACUGGGCCAAGUACAGCAGCAGUGCCUCAUCACAUCUCCUGCGGCAGGUAACCACAGGUUUUCUGUGUAAUGUGUGAUUAUGUGCCCUGACCGAUGGUGAUGACCGCACAACCAUGAACCAUAAUAGCAGUGUGCAGUCCCCUCUAAAUCUGGGGGUCACCGUGGAGCCUGGCACUGCUACUCCCCUCCAUAACAGUACGGGGGGAUUCAUGAUCACCGACAAACCUACUGUGGGAACCUGGCUACUUUCUUUGGGCAUUGUGACUGUCAUUGGACUGGCAGUGGUCAUGGUUCUGUACAUCAGAAAGCAGAAGAGGCUGGAGAAACUCCGCCAUCAGCUGAUGCCCAUGUAUAAUUUUGACCCAGCCGAGGAGCAGGAAGAUUUGGAGCAAGAACUAUUGGAACCAAACAGAGAUCUGCAACCCCAGGGAAAGGUUCUGCUCACCAGCCUAUGCCCUCUACAGAGACCAACCCGCUUGGUGUUUACUGACGUUGCCAAUUCUAUCAGCGCUUGAGGAAGGUUCUUGACAUGUCCUGUAGGGGGCACUACAGGAAUGGAGGUUAUAUAUAAAGCUGGGCCCCUUGUUUUUCCUAGACUGGUGAUCUCUGCUGAUCUGUAUCUUCAUAUACUGUAUAUAUAUAUUCUGGCAUCAGCAUGGAAGCAAUUGAUACACUAGGAGCUGAACACAUAUAAUAUAUUAAACUCUGCCCUUUUCUAGGAAAGUUGCACACAGUGUAUUGGUGAGACUCUGCAACCCCCCAGCUGUGAUGACACUGCUCCACAACUGCAGGACCCUCUCCUGUACAUAUGCCUUAACAUCACUACAGUGCACAUACAGGGCCCCAAAGGUUCUCAUCCCUCCGUUGUUCUGCAGCAAAGCACAGACACAGUUUGCCUCACUUUUUGUGUAAGUCAAGCCUUUUGGUUUUGGACACCCUGCAUUGGAGGCCGAGCUGUUUAACUCCUCAGUUACUGCAGGGUUGACAUCACAUCCAGGCGACAAUGCCAUUUGACUAUGGCAAAUUCCCUGGCAGCGCCUUUUUGUACUGUUCUGUUGGCAGGAUCAUUAUUUGAUAUUAGCUUGUUCGGAUCUUUUGUGCUUCAUUAAAAUUUCUUCAGACCCUA